Gadus macrocephalus (Pacific cod) is the source of this 1843-nucleotide messenger RNA. It is a transcript of the gene sap30l, whose product is annotated as sap30-like. The transcript is spliced from 4 exons. The coding region runs from base 471 to 1007 and encodes 178 amino acids. Gene Ontology annotation, molecular function: protein binding; transcription coregulator activity. Gene Ontology annotation, cellular component: histone deacetylase complex. The record is from RefSeq and is a predicted model, not a curated record. Lineage: Eukaryota; Metazoa; Chordata; Actinopteri; Gadiformes; Gadidae. Gene Ontology annotation, biological process: regulation of DNA-templated transcription.
CAUGUCACUUCCGAUGUACGAAUCUAUUCCAUUGUACGUGAGGCAGUUCUGCGGUGCUUGAGGACUUUGUUGAACUCCGCAGUGAAUUUAACUGUAUUUAUUCCCACUUUAUUUAAUUCUCAAUACGAAUACGCCAACGCCUCGUCGUCUCGGUGGCAGUGUGCAGCUUCUUUGCGGACGUUAGGAUGAGACGAAACAUUUGAGACUCACAAGGUUAGCCGUCACAGGAGUCCGUCGGUCCUCUGAUUUCAUUCCUUUGCGUUUUUUACUUCAUUUCUAGGAUAAGUUUCAGUUUCACGGACACAUCAGCGACAACGUCAGCUUAAAGUUUGAAUGGAGAUUUAAAAACAGCCGGACCGCUCCUGUAUGUGUCUGGACUAGUUUCCAUAUUUCUGAAGCUACACUCAUUAGCCUAGCCUCGGAGCUCCUCCAGGGCCGCGGGAGCAGAGCAGCCCCCCAGAGGAGGCGCUAUGAACGGGUUCAGCACCGAGGAGGACAGCCACGACGGACCUCCGGCCCCACCGGGCUGCGGGCAGAGCUGCUGCCUGCUGGAGGACGGGCAGCGCUGCGGGCGGUCGGCGGGCAACGCUUCGUUCAGCAAGAGGAUCCAGAAGAGCAUCUCCCAGAAGAAGCUCAAGCUGGACAUCGACAAGAGUGUCCGUCACCUCUACAUAUGUGACUUCCAUAAGAACUUCAUCCAGAGCGUCCGAAACAAGAGGAAGAGGAAGACGAGCGACGAUGGGGGAGAGUCACCUGACCACGACGUAGAGGUCCCAGAGGUGGAUCUGUUCCAGCUGCAGGUGAACACACUGCGGCGCUAUAAGAGACACUACAAGCUCCAGACCCGGCCAGGCCUCAACAAGGCUCAGCUAGCAGAGACGGUGAGCCGCCACUUCCGGAACAUCCCGGUGAACGAGAAGGAGACGCUCACCUACUUCAUCUACAUGGUGAAGAGCAGCAAGACCCGCAUGGAGCCCAAGGCCGACGGGGCCAAGCAGCUCGACUAGCCGCCGCCGCCCCCCCCCCCCCCCCCCCAUCAGCACCGCCAUCCGCUCCUCCGUCGCCACGGCAACCCCUGGCCCGACGGAACCCGCCGCUGCAGCCGCUGGCCUGCUGUCAUUGGUCGGUUCUGAGGGGUUCCGGGGGGGCUGCUGUCCCCGGGCAGAACAUGGAAACCGUCCUCCCCCCCCCACCGACAGACCGGCCUUCUGACCCCAUGGACCCCCUGGUACUAAAUAUAGCCCGGUGUGCCGCGACAGAAUCAUGUCCACUCUGAUCUCCCCUCCUCUCUCGCUGUCCGCCUCUGUCUCUCGCUGCUCUCGUUAUCUACCGUCUCUCUCUCAUUAACUAUGGUCUCUCUCUCAUUAUCUUCUGUCUCUCUCUUGCUCUCAUGGUCUACUCUCUCUCUAUCGUUAUCUUCUCUCUUCAUUUUUCUCAAUAUCUGCUCUCAUUAUCUCAUCAUCUUCUCUCUCUUAUCUACUGUCUCAUGAUCUCUCAUUAUCUUCUCUCUCUUAUCAUGAACUGUCUCAUUAUCUCUCAUUAUCUACCGUCUCUCAUUACCUCUCUCCCUCUGGCUGAUGGAUCUCCUGGUUUACUAGACUUGUUGACUUUGUGUAUGGAUUGUAUUUGUAUCCUAUCCUUUAUUUUGCGUGUAGAAUUUAAUUAGCCGUGCCAGUCCUGUUACCCGUUAGCUUGUAUCCUGUGUAGCGCAGAAGGAUACAUAUAUAUGGAUAUAUAUACAUAUUUAUGUAUUUAUAUAUACAUAUAUAUAGAUAUAAAACGAUGUGUAUAUGUGCGUGUAGCUGCCUAUUAAUGAUAUUAAUAAACAUAUUGUACAGUCUCA